Molecule: messenger RNA, 1682 nt
Organism: Vigna umbellata (rice bean)
Lineage: Eukaryota; Viridiplantae; Streptophyta; Magnoliopsida; Fabales; Fabaceae
Source: RefSeq, a predicted model, not a curated record
AGAGAAGCGAAUAUGAUAGGGUCUCACUUCAAAGGAAUUGCUUCCAAGGCGUGACAAGAAACCUCAGAGCUAUUCCUCUGUCUGGGGUCCAUUCACAAUUACACAUAUUCAUUCUUUCAUUCCUGCUUUCAUUCUAAUGUUCCUUCUAUAGACAUCCUUAAUUUCAUGUUCUUCUUCUUCAACCUUUUCUUCUGCCAUCAAUCAAUCAUCCUUUUCUUGGUUGCUUUCUUCGUCUCAUGUGCUGGUGUCUCCAUACACACAUAUAGAUACGGGUAACUCUCUUUUAUCUCUCUUUCUCUCUCUGCUGAGGUAAUUCGUGAAAUCCGUGCCCGCUUCUCCCUUUUGCCAAAGUUUGGAAAUUUUCUCUUAUAUUGUGCCUCUGCCCUGCUUGCGACCGAAGCUUUCCAAUUUCCUCUUCUGGGUCCUUCGCUUUUUGGGUCUGGGAAUGGCUAAUUGGAGAAAACAACAAGGUGAGAGUCAUCAUCAAGUGGCUCACUUGCGAUCCUAUUCCAACAGCAGAAAGCCUCCUUUGGACAAUUACCAUUCAAACAUGCCUGCCUGGGAAAAGAAAUUUUGUUCUUCAAUUGGCUCAGUUCCAUGGCGAAAGAUUGUAGAAACCAAGCAAUAUAUGCAUCUGUUUGAUAAUGUGGUGAACUGGGAUGACUCUGCUGGCAAGGAAGCAUUUGAAAAUGCAAAAAGGAAGUAUUGGGCUGACAUCAACGGCAUUCCCUGCACCGUAUCGUUGCCUGAUCCAGACAUUUACAUCGAUAAUGUAGAUUGGAAUGCAAUUGUUGACCCUGAACUUAUUCUGGAUUUGGAAAGAGAAGCAUUAAGAGUCCCUUGUAAGGGAGUGGUAAGAAAUGAUCAAGAUGUUGUGAUUAUUGGUGGUGCUCUAUACUUAAAUGAUCAGAAGCUUCCAUGUACUGGAUGGGGGGACGAUGAAGAGGAACAGCCAAAACCUUCUGCUCCAACUACUGCUAUCACAUGCUGGGGGACAAACCUGCAUGAAAACAUUGAAGUAGAAUCUGGACAACAGGAUCAUGCCGACCCUGCAAAAGAAGUCGAAUUGCAGGGUUGGAAGAAUGAUUCUUGGGGGUGGAAUCAUAGGGAAAACUAUGGUGGUGGUGACAUGAACAAAAUGGGAAGAGGAAGAAACGGUGGUGGAUAUGGCAAUUGGGGAACAUGUGAUGGCCAUUACAGAAGGAGAGAAAACAAUGCUUGGUCUAAAACCCCUCAUGCAUAUAAUGGUAACAAUAAUGAGAAUAAUGUGAAUAGGGGAAGAAGAAACUAUAGAGGUGGAGGAGGAAGAAAGGGUAAUUUGAUUUAUGUGCCUAAGGAGGUUCUUCCUACACCUGCUGCAUGGUAAAAAGAAUACAAAACAAAGGCUAAGUGUCAAAGACCUUAGACUGAGACUGCAAUGACUUUGAUGAAACUUCUAGGAGGUUAGUUUUGUGAAGGUGGCUAAAGAUAUAAAUUUUGUUAUGUUAGUAAAACAUGUAAGAUAAAGUAGCUUAUAAGAAGACAAGACAUCAUUUUAUAUUUGAAUACAUUUGUAUGGAAGGCCUAUGGUAUAUUUUGGAGUUUAUAGUGUAAGUAUAGUUGUCCCUUAUGUGGUGAUAGGUUUAUUAUGUAUAUGCUGAGAAAGUUUGCAUAGAUGAAGCAAAAUCUUUUAUUCUUGUCUC